Cariama cristata (Red-legged seriema) is the source of this 1283-nucleotide messenger RNA. Its product is annotated as GPI ethanolamine phosphate transferase 1-like. The transcript has 12 exons. Gene Ontology annotation, biological process: GPI anchor biosynthetic process. The annotation marks the transcript as partial. NCBI's taxonomy places the organism in Eukaryota, Metazoa, Chordata, Aves, Cariamiformes, Cariamidae. The record is from RefSeq and is a predicted model, not a curated record. Gene Ontology annotation, molecular function: mannose-ethanolamine phosphotransferase activity. Gene Ontology annotation, cellular component: endoplasmic reticulum membrane.
CUUUGCCUUGCCAGCCUGCUGUUGCCAUGGGUAUACCAGCCUUCGUACUCGCUGGUCUCUUUGUGCAUUGUGUGUUCUUGGUCUCCAUUUUUGACAUCUACUUCAGCUCUCCCCUGGUUCAUGGUAUGACUCCUCAGCAGACUCCACUGCCACCUCCAGCAAAACGUCUCGUACUCUUUGUUGCUGAUGGUCUGCGGGCAGAUUCACUGUAUGAAUUGAACAGCAACAAUGCGCCCCAAGCACCUUAUCUGCGGGGUAUUCUAGAGAAUAAUGGCAGCUGGGGAAUCUCUCACACCCGAGUCCCGACAGAAUCCAGGCCUGGGCACGUUGCACUUAUAGCUGGCUUUUAUGAAGAUGUCAGUGCAGUUGCUAAAGGAUGGAAGGAGAAUCCAGUGGAAUUCGACUCUGUUUUCAACGAAAGUAAAUAUACUUGGAGCUGGGGAAGCCCAGAUAUUUUGCCAAUGUUUGCAAAAGGUGCUACUGGAGAUCAUGUUUAUACAUUUUGUUACACGGCAGAAAGUGAAGACUUUGGAGCACAAGAUGCAGCCAAGCUUGACAUGUGGGUUUUUGAUCAUGUUAAGAGCUUCUUUAAUUCUUCCAGAGGUAAUCAAACGUUGUUCUCUGCACUGAAUGAAGAGAAGGUGGUUCUGUUCCUGCAUUUGCUAGGCAUAGACACAAAUGGACAUGCUCAUCGGCCAAAUUCAAGGGAAUACAAGGAAAAUAUUAAAACAGUUGAUGAGGGUGUAAAAGAAAUUGCUUCGAUGAUUGACAAUUUCUAUGGAAAUGAUGGAAAAACUGCAUUUAUUUUAACUUCUGACCAUGGAAUGACAGAUUGGGGAUCGCAUGGAGCUGGUCAUCCCUCAGAAACUUUAACACCACUGAUUGUUUGGGGUGCUGGGGUGAAUUAUCCACAGAAAGUCACAUCUCAGUUCUUCAAAGACAAUUUUUUGAAAGAAUGGAAACUGGAGAACUUGAAGAGGCUGGAUGUCAAUCAGGCCGAUAUAGCACCACUGAUGGCUUCCCUUAUCGGUGUGCCUUUCCCUCUGAAUUCUGUGGGAACUCUGCCUUUGGAAUAUCUGAACAAUAGUGCUCAUUUCAAAGCAGAGAGCAUGUUUACCAACGCUGUUCAGAUUCUUGAGCAAUUUAAGGUUAAGAUGAGUCAGAAAAAGGAAACUACACUGUCAUUUCUGUUCACACCAUUCACACCACUUUCUGAUUCUGAACAGAUCAACUUUUUAAAGAAAACAAGACUAUAUAUUCAGCAGCAGAAGUACGAUGAAGCG